Messenger RNA from Lytechinus pictus (painted urchin), 2194 nucleotides. Its product is annotated as thioredoxin-like protein 1. Gene Ontology annotation, cellular component: cytosol. The transcript is spliced from 8 exons. Lineage: Eukaryota; Metazoa; Echinodermata; Echinoidea; Temnopleuroida; Toxopneustidae. Gene Ontology annotation, molecular function: protein-disulfide reductase activity. The record is from RefSeq and is a predicted model, not a curated record. Bases 1 to 861 code for a protein of 286 amino acids.
AUGGCAGCUGUCCAUGUUAUUGAAGAAGAUUCGCAAUUUCAGCCAAAAGUUGACAGUGCAAAUCAAAAACUUGUCGUAGUUGAUUUCAAUGCGUCAUGGUGUGGACCAUGCCGCACAAUAGCUCCUAUUUUUGCUCAGUUGGCUGGUAGUCAUCCCAAUGCACUUUUCCUAAAGGUUGACGUUGACGCAUGUACGGAGACUGCACAGAGGUACAGCGUCACGGCCAUGCCAACAUUCAUCUUCCUGAAAGGCGGGGUUCAGAUCGAUAUGCUGAAAGGAGCGGAUCCAGCGGCGCUGACGGCGAAGGUCAAAGAACACUAUGUUGCUGGGGAUGAUGGCGAUGAAGGAUCAGGUGUUCCAGGAUAUAUUGAGUUGAACAACAUGAUAGAUAAACAGGAUACAGAAUGCCUGAAUGAGAGUGAUGAUCAUCACCUCGAUGGAUGCCUCAAGAAAGGAGAUAGCUACUUAGAAUCAGACUGCGAUGAACAGCUCAUAAUUAAGAUGUCCUUUCAACAAAAUGUGAAACUCCAUUCCUUAAAACUUUUGGGGCCAAGCACCAACGGUCCAAAGGUCGUCAAACUUUUCAUCAAUCAACCACAGACGUUAGACUUUGAUGCCGCAGAAAGGAUGGAACCUAUACAAAAGAUUAUAUUAACACCAGAACAGCUUGCAGGUGAAGUAGUUCCACUGAGAUUUGUCAAGUUUCAGAAUGUACAUGAUGUAACCGUUUUUGUAUUGGAUAACCAAGAUGGGGAGGAUACAACUGUUAUAAAUUACCUGAGCUUCAUAGGUGUACGAGUUAACACUACGAACAUGAAUGAAUUCAAGAGAGUGGCAGGCAAGAAAGGAGAGAGUCACUGACACAAGAGUUCGAUAUCAUCUUCUAAGAAGACCCCUUGUAGUCAUUACCCGCUUUAAACCUGGUUUAUUUAUAUCAGAGAUAACACAUCUGAAACUUUGGAGCCAGGACCUAGUUUCACAACACAGACCCAUCAUUGACAAUGGCGGGCGACUGUUAUAAGCUAUGAUUUGUCAGAGAAUCCCAGUAGAUAUCAAUGUUGAUAACAAGUUUAAUGAAACCGGGUCCUUAAUAUAUCUUGGGCAUGUGAUGUCAUAAUCUCAUAACACCCCUACUUCAAAGGCUAUAGGUCUGCAGAGUUGUCAGAGAUGAGCCUGCCGCACACAGGUACUGUCUUCAGCCUCUUAGAUGGUGGCGCGAUGACGUCACUGCCGAAGGUCUGUAGGCAUUCACAUCAAAGACAACGACAAAGGGAAUUUUCAUGCGGGCCCUGCCCUGGAUUUAAAGAUUCAAAAUGUAUUUUAUUCAAUCCAAGAGAAUGAUGGAGUUGGAACUUUGUUUGAUGUCCAUGGGAACAUGUCAAUGCGAUAGCUAAACCAAUAACUUUUUUAAAAAGUUCUUCCUAACUUAAUUAUUUUCAGCGACAAAUCUUUUAGGAAACUACCAUGAAUUAAUUUUUUAGAUGAAAAAUUAUCAUCUGAUCUACAUACUUUGUGCAUGAAAAUUAUGAACUACAGAUAUGUACGACUGUGAUGAAAUUUUCUGACAAUCAAAAGUUUGAUUUGACCCUAAAAAGGCUAGAGGGGGGGUGAAAUUUUCUGACAAUCAAAAGUUUGAUUUGACGCUAAGAAGGCUAGAGGAGGGGGGGGGGGGCUGCCCUACAAUUCUUGUGAUAAAUUAGAGACAAAAUUUCCGGGUGCAUGGUUUAAAAGUUAGGCAAGAGAUUUGUGGAGGUUUCCAUGUUAGACCAAAACUUGAUUUGUAAAAACAAAAUAUGGUUAUCAUAAAUGGCCUAAGGAAUUAUCAAAGCAAAUAAUUAAAUUGGCAGAUAAUACAUUCCAUCUAACCUGAAAAAAAUCUUGUAAUUUUUAUGAUGGGGUCAUGUAUAGUAAGUACAAUAUAGGCAGGUCAUUAUUCCAUUUAGUCCAAACUUCUGUAAAAUGUCAUGUCAAAAUUAAGAAUUAUCUUUUUUUUUUAUUGUUCGAUUUAAAAUAUCUCUAUUAAUAAGAGAUUGUCAGUAGGUAUGAAUGUAUGUACACGGUGGCAGACAUAUUGUUAUGGGCACUACAUGGGAGCUUCUUCCAUUAGAGCUUUUAAUGCAUUGUGUAAAUGUAAUAUUGUUGAUCAUACUGUAUGUGUACAUUAUUUGAAUAAAAAUGAAUUUCAAGCAAAUAA